Messenger RNA from Pungitius pungitius (ninespine stickleback), 2865 nucleotides. RefSeq names its product carcinoembryonic antigen-related cell adhesion molecule 1. Lineage: Eukaryota; Metazoa; Chordata; Actinopteri; Perciformes; Gasterosteidae. The transcript has 10 exons. The record is from RefSeq and is a predicted model, not a curated record. The coding region runs from base 85 to 1683 and encodes 532 amino acids.
GCGGGGCCUCCUGGCCGCCGUGUCCCUCCUGUAGCUGCAGGUACCGCCGCAUUCUCUGCACGAAGACGCCCUGAGCCGCUCGUGAUGGAUCUGCUCGUGCUGCUGCUCUCUUUCGUCGGAUGCUGCGCGGCGACGAGCGUCCUGCCGCCGGGUCCGAUCGACGCCGUUCUGGGGGGAAAUGUGACCUUAAAGACCAUCGGCGCCAGUCGGGACUAUAACUUCAUCCUGUGGAACUUCAAAGGCGGCGCCGAAUCCAUCAACAUCCUCACCGCGAGCAAAGAAGGCGUCAAAGUGAACGACGCCUACAAAGGGAGAGCGAACAUGAACGUGACCAACGCAGACCUGACCAUCGGGCCGCUGACGUCACUUGACAGCGGGAGUUACGACAUCAGCAUCAUUUCUUCAACGGGUACAUCAGUGGCCGCAGUCCAACUUCGAGUUCUGGAGGCGGUGUCCGAUGUGUCAAUCAAGUCCAGCCUGUCGGAGGCCAUCGAGCACAACAGCACGGUGGUCCUGACCUGCUCCGCCAAAGGCUCCUUCCUCCAGUUCAGGUGGUUCCGGGGAGCCACGCCCAUCGUGGACGACGGGAAUCGGUUCACUCUGAAAAACGCUGAACAGUCCAGUAGUUUGACCAUCAAAGACGUCCUCAGGACCGACCUGAUGGAUCCCAUCUACUGCACGGCCAAUAACACGCUGCAGAUGGUGAAGAGCCUCCCCUUUACCCUCAUUGUCUACUACGGACCAGACGAAGUCACCAUCACUCCUCUGAACCCUCCCAAGGUCACCAGCUCCAAAGCCAACUUGACCAUGUCGUGUUCGGCCCUCUCCAACCCGCCCGCAGACUUCCUGUGGUACCGGGACCAGCAGCAGAUUGAGUCGGGUCCCAACGUGACUCUGGGGGUCCUUCAAACUCGACGGUUUGGGAAUAAAGAGGGUAACUACACAUGCAAGGCCCAAAACAAGAAGACCAACCGCAUGGUCUCCUCGGUUCCCGUCAGCAUCGCUGUGAUCGAGCCCAUCUCUAGUGCUGAGGUCAGCGGUCCGGCCGCCACGCUCAUCGCCGGCAACAGCUCGGCCAACAUCAGCUGCCGGGUGACGGGCGGCAGCGUGGAGACCACCAAGUGGCUGAAGGACAAUGAGCCUCUGGCCCCCGGCGGCCGCCUGCUCUUCUCCACCAACAUGACUUGGUUGAUGAUCGACCCGCUGCAGAAAGAGGACAGCGGGGAGUACACCUGCGAGCUGAUCAACUCCGUCAGCAAAGCCAAAGGCUCCUACAAGAUGGUGGUCAACUACGGUCCGGAGCUGGUGGCGGUUAUGGGCGAGAAGGCCGUCGAAGUUAACGACAAAGUGGCGCUGGACUGCUCCGCCCUCUCCAUCCCCCGAGCCAACUUCACCUGGAAGUUCAACAACACCAUCACCGACGUCAAGACGGCCCGGUAUGUGAUCGAGGCGGCGAACUACAAGAACACCGGCAUGUACACAUGCGAGGCGCACAACAGCGUCACCGGCAAGACCGCCGAGUACAGCCACUUCCUGUCCGUCAAAGAGGAGGGAGCGUUGAAUGAAGGCCUCUCAGACGGAGCCAUCGCUGGAAUAGUCAUCGCCGUCCUCGUCGCCCUCGCCGCCGCCAUCGCCUUGAUCAUCUACUGCAGACAGAAAGUCCCGGUGGAGUCACCGUACUAGAGACAGCUGUGAGGAACGUCCUGUAUGAUGCAAAGCCCCCCCCUUGCCAAAAGCGGAUUCCUUCUGGACCCUUUGGAUUAUCAGAUGGAAUCUUCCUUUUUCUUUCCAUUUUUUAGCCUUUUUGGCAUCUUCCCCAUGGACCCGUUAACCAUCAAACAUCUACACACCUUCAGCUUCCUGGAACCAAAGCACAGGAACUGUUUCAUGAGGAGAGACUCUCUUUAUCCACCUGGACACCUGAGAAGGAAACACACACACACACAUACACACAUGUACACACACACACACACACACAUAUACACACACACACACACAUGGAGGCCACACAUGAAGCAGGAUUCUAUGUUUUGAUCUGACUCUUUUUUUCUUAGUAGUUUGAUUUAUGUCCCUCUCUGUGGCGGGUGGGUGGAGUUUGGGGGUGGGGGGGGGGCAGCUCCGAUGUGUCGCUGCUCUUCUGGAGCUUCGUCCGAUCAUGAAUACCUCGACGUCUGGGUCUCACCGGACUUCUUUUAACACGUUGUCCUACAAAUGUGUUGCGGUUGACGUAUUUUUUGUCUCUAAAGUCUCUUCCAACAAAAUGUCUCUAAUCAACACGUUGUUCAUCACUUACAAACCUCACUAUUGGCUUAAAGAAACUCAGCUGGUGGAUUCCUUCAUUUGCUGCUUCAUCUUCGUCCUCUGCAUGCGAGGAGGAGGAGGAGGAGGAGGAGGAGGAUGAAGACGGACUCGUCCCAGCACGCAGGGACGAGUCCCGCGGCGAGGAGUUAGUUGGCGGCACAGUGUGCUUUUUGGAGGGAAAGUUUGGCUGUUUUGUUUUUAAAAGAUUUGAAAUAGCUGCAGAUGAAAAUGAGAAGGACUCGGACGAGUCGCCGUGCACUGCUCUCAGACCAGUAUUUAUUGUGAAGAUAACUGGAGCUUAAGAUCAUUCUGGUGCUUUGUUGGGUUUGAGAAGAUGUUUUAGGUGAAACCAGCAGUUUGGAAUAAAGAUUCCUCUCUGGGUGUAAAUAAUAGAGACAGAUCCUCUUGUUUUGUGCCUUUGUUGUUUUACGUCAUGUUCAUUUGUUAAAAAGAAAUCUUUUUUUUUUUUAUCCAAUGUUUACAGAAACGAACCAUCAAGUGUCCCCAGAACGAAAUUCAUGUCCAGUUUGACCUUGUAAAGUCAUAAAAGAAAUCUUCUGAUUU